AUGGUGUUACAAUUGACAAUUGAGACCGUGAAAAGAAAGAGGAAGGCCCUCCAGGUGGUUGCAAAGGUAGAAGGAGUGGAUUCUGUGGCUGUGGACAUGGAGGAAAAAAAGAUGACAGUAAUUGGGAAAGUAGACCCUGUGGUUGUUACAUCAAAACUCAGGAAAUCUGGUUUUUGCUUUGCAGAGUUGGUGAGCGUGGAGAAAAAUGAGGAGGAGAAAAAUGAGGGAGAGAAAAAAGAGGAGGAGAAUAAGGAUGUGGAGAUAUCAGAGCUCCGAAACGUUUGUUAUGUCCAAAGGCCUUAUUAUGAUUGCGCUUAUGUCGAGGGGCCUUAUUAUUACGUCGAUGAUAAUCCCGGCACUUGCACCAUAUGCUGA
Messenger RNA from Cryptomeria japonica (Japanese cedar), 375 nucleotides. Its product is annotated as heavy metal-associated isoprenylated plant protein 39-like. The transcript is spliced from 2 exons. The record is from RefSeq and is a predicted model, not a curated record. NCBI's taxonomy places the organism in Eukaryota, Viridiplantae, Streptophyta, Pinopsida, Cupressales, Cupressaceae. Bases 1 to 375 code for a protein of 124 amino acids. Gene Ontology annotation, molecular function: metal ion binding.